UCAUGGUGUGGAGACAGAAUUCUAUUCCUGCCAGCAUUGACACUGUGUCUGCAAAUCCCUCAGCUAUUCUGAGUCUCCGUUUUCUCCCUGUGAGAUGGAGAUCAUAAAAUCCGCCUCAUCCUUAGAAUUAUUCUCCUGAGGCUACAAAAAGGCCGGAGGCUUUGUACACUGGAAGAAACGUGUAUUAAUAGCAACUUCUGUCCCACCCCAUCCCCCAACACGUCGAUCCCCUCCGGAGCAUAAAACUUUUCCCAGCAUCUGACCUGCCCAGGCCACCCUAGCACCUAGGAGCGUGAAUUCCUGAUGAGAGUUCUGGGUAGCGCGCCCUCCGGGCUCCCGCUCUCGUUUUUGUUUUUGGUCAGGAAAGGCGAUGCUCUAGAGGCUGGCGAUCUCCGGUCUUCACGAAUCCGCACGUCUCUCCAUUAUCACCGCGCCCGCCCACUGGGCCCCGGGGCGGCCGGCGACCGGGUCUCUUGGGCUCCGCGUGUCGCCCGAGCCGUCGCGGAGCGAGGGUCCCUGCCCCCUGGGAAGCGGUCUCCGGCCGCUUGGAGGCCGCCUUCUUCCCCCUCCGGGCCUCAGGAUGGAAACCAGCAGCCUGCACCGCCCGAGAAGGUCGGCUGGGUCCGGAAAUUCUGCGGGAAAGGGAUUUUCAGGGAGAUUUGGAAAAACCGCUAUGUGGUGCUGAAAGGGGACCAGCUCUACAUCUCUGAGAAGGAGGUAAAAGAUGAGAAAAAUAUUCAAGAGGUAUUUGACCUGAGUGACUAUGAGAAGUGUGAAGAGCUCCGGAAGUCCAAGAGCAGGAGCAAGAAAAAUCAUAGCAAGUUUACUCUUGCCCACUCCAAACAGCCCGGUAACACGGCACCCAACCUGAUCUUCCUGGCAGUAAGUCCAGAAGAGAAGGAAUCGUGGAUCAGUGCCCUCAACUCUGCCAUCACCCGAGCCAAGAACCGUAUCUUGGAUGAGGUCACCGUUGAGGAGGACAGCUAUCUUGCCCAUCCCACUCGAGACAGGGCAAAAAUCCAACACUCCCGCCGCCCCCCAACAAGGGGACACCUAAUGGCUGUGGCUUCCACCUCUACCUCGGAUGGAAUGCUGACCUUGGACCUGAUCCAAGAGGAAGACCCUUCCCCUGAGGAACCAACCUCUUGUGCUGAGAGCUUUCGGGUUGACCUGGACAAGUCUGUGGCCCAGCUGGCAGGGAGCCGGCGGAGAGCAGACUCAGACCGCAUCCAGCCCUCCGCAGACCGGGCAAGCAGCCUCUCCCGACCUUGGGAAAAACCAGACAAAGGGGCCACCUACACCCCCCAGGCACCCAAGAAGUUGACACCCACAGAGAAGGGCCGCUGCGCCUCCCUGGAGGAGAUCCUGUCUCAGCGGGACGCUGCCCCUGCCCGCACCCUCCAGCUCCAGGCUGAGGAACCCCCAUCCCCUGCCCACCCCCACCCGGGGCAGCUGUCCCGGAUCCAGGACCUGGUAGCAAGGAAACUGGAGAAGACUCAGGAGCUUCUGGCAGAGGUUCAGGGACUGGGAGAUGGGAAGCGAAAGGCCAAGGACCCCCCUCGGUCUCCGCCGGAUUCUGAGUCAGAGCAGCUGCUGUUGGAGACGGAACGGCUGCUGGGAGAGGCGUCAUCAAAUUGGAACCAGGCAAAGAGGGUGCUGCAGGAGGUCAGGGAGCUGAGAGACCUGUACAGACAGAUGGACCUGCAGACCCCCGACUCCCACCUCAGACAGACCACCCCGCACAGUCAGUACCGGAAGAGCCUGAUGUGAGGGCGGGGUGGGGUCUGGAACUCGUCGGGUUGGACAGACUCUUAUCUCCGUGUUGCUGGAUAAAGCUUUUUUAUUUACCUCAAUCAAAAAAAGAAAACAAAAAUGAGCUCA
Chlorocebus sabaeus (green monkey) is the source of this 1881-nucleotide messenger RNA. It is a transcript of the gene PLEKHO1, whose product is annotated as pleckstrin homology domain containing O1. The record is from RefSeq and is a predicted model, not a curated record. Gene Ontology annotation, biological process: regulation of myoblast fusion. Gene Ontology annotation, cellular component: ruffle membrane; muscle cell projection membrane. NCBI's taxonomy places the organism in Eukaryota, Metazoa, Chordata, Mammalia, Primates, Cercopithecidae.